This is a messenger RNA of Suillus fuscotomentosus, 483 nucleotides long. RefSeq lists its product as uncharacterized. The annotation marks the transcript as partial. NCBI's taxonomy places the organism in Eukaryota, Fungi, Basidiomycota, Agaricomycetes, Boletales, Suillaceae. The transcript has a single exon. The record is from RefSeq and is a predicted model, not a curated record.
AGCAACGAUGCAAAACGCAUCGCUCUGCAGCUGAAAAAUCAACGACGAGACUCCAACCAUGAAAUUUGCCAGCUUGUUGACUUCUCACUGUCUACAUUAUACCGAAUUCUAUGUCGAAAUUGUGCUAUUGGAGAUGUUACAAAAAAACUUGCUAUUGGACGCGGAUGCCCACGAAAGCUUAUUCAUUCUGAUUGUCUCUACUUGCUGCGCUUGGCUCAUCACAAGCCUACCCUUUUCUUGGAUGAAUACAGCUGCCAUCUUGAAGAAUAUCGUGAUCUCCCUGUGUCUCUUGCAACCAUCCAUGCCUCAUUCAAACAUGCUGGACUCAAUGUCAAAUGGGUGCAGAAGCUUGCUUCUGAACACAAUCCCAUGGUUCGUGCAGCAUUUGUCCAUCGAAUUGGCCAGUAUCCAGCCAACUACCUGAUUUCUCUCAACAAAGUCUCAAAAGAUGACAGAACUUAUGCACAUCUUUGGGGUCGGGCA